AUGUCGAUGCCACCUCCCGCAGUCCCCCUGCCCCUGCCGUCUGCUCCUGCAGGGGAUGAAGGCCCGCCUCCGCCUCAGACAAUAGAGGUGCCUAUUGCUGAGGCUCGCACUCUAUUCAACUCGUUUUCCAGCUUCCUCACCGUCUCCAUUCAUACCAUCCUCUACUACCGCAGCAUAUAUCCCAAGCAAACAUUUCUCUCGGCCAAGGCAUUCAACCUCCCCGUGCAUCAAUCUCGCCAUCCGAAAGUAUGCUCAUGGAUCAAUGAUGCCGUAGAUGCAGUCAUGGCCCAGGCUGCUAAGGGGAGGGUCGAGCGAGUGGCUGUGGUUAUUCACGCUCCCGUCCACUCAGCCACAUCCAAGGCCCCACCAAUGCAGCAACCAGCCCCAGCGGGUGUUCUCGAGAGAUGGAUGUUUGAUGUUUCCCACUUCCCAGCUUGGCCCGGCGGGAUAGAAGCAAUGAAAAACUUCCGUGGGGAGGAGGGAGGAGGCGACCAGUUACAGGAGGAUGACGAGUUUGGAGAAGAGGAUGUUGGCAGUGGUGAUGACAUUGCAGAAGAUGCGGCUCUUGACACGGUUGCUGCCGACGGCGACCAGGCCGACACGGUCAACUGGACCGACGUCGACGAACAAUUGCGCGGUACCGUACGCCGCCUUGCCUACGCCGGCGAGACCAUGGAGGCCUUGCCGGUUGGUUGUACUUUCACCGUUGCGGUUGAGCUACGAGAAGAAGCUAGAGCUCCAAUCGGCCACCCUCAGCCAUGGAUACCGUCCCAACCAGGUCUUCAGCCGGCCUCGAGGAAGCGCACCCGGAAUGGUGUAGAUGUUGGCGGAACGAAGACGACGCCUGUUCGCACAGUAGAGGCCGGACCGCUGUUCUUUGAGUGCUGGAUUGAAGAAGGCCGGGCUAAAGCUACGCUCCAAAGCUCGCAGGGACAAUCAUCAGGUUCGUCGUGA
This is a messenger RNA of Diaporthe amygdali, 954 nucleotides long. RefSeq lists its product as uncharacterized. Bases 1 to 954 code for a protein of 317 amino acids. Gene Ontology annotation, cellular component: zeta DNA polymerase complex. The transcript has a single exon. NCBI's taxonomy places the organism in Eukaryota, Fungi, Ascomycota, Sordariomycetes, Diaporthales, Diaporthaceae. The record is from RefSeq and is a predicted model, not a curated record.